This is a messenger RNA of Colletotrichum gloeosporioides, 1947 nucleotides long. RefSeq lists its product as uncharacterized. Gene Ontology annotation, cellular component: nucleus. The coding region runs from base 1 to 1947 and encodes 648 amino acids. NCBI's taxonomy places the organism in Eukaryota, Fungi, Ascomycota, Sordariomycetes, Glomerellales, Glomerellaceae. The transcript has 11 exons. Gene Ontology annotation, biological process: single strand break repair; double-strand break repair. Gene Ontology annotation, molecular function: single-stranded DNA binding; 3'-tyrosyl-DNA phosphodiesterase activity; double-stranded DNA binding. The record is from RefSeq and is a predicted model, not a curated record.
AUGAGUUCAGAAUACAAUCCAGCGCCUUUUGCAUCACCAGAUGCGGAAGAUGACCCGGAUCUGGCCUUGGCCAUUGCAUUAUCUUUGCAACAAGAAGACACCACACGUCACAAUCGAUCAGAGGCGUCAAAUGCGACAGCGAGCCCUUUGAAGCAGUCCAUCAAGUCUACCACUGGUGUUACGUUUGGGUGCCUUGCUCUUGACAGGAAAAGAAUGGAAGAGGAACGUCUCGCAAGACUGGGAAAACGAUCAGCCACGCGAGCUGACCUUGACGAGAACAUUAAGAUGUCAAAAUCUCAACGGACUGAUGCCGCUGACAGCCAAGAGUUAAGAGACGCUGUCCCUGUUCUGAAGGUACAGGAGCAAGCAGCCAAUGCCCUCGAUCUACCUUUCGCCAAGGGAGUCUUCAGGAGAACCUGGACACGAGGAUACCCGAGAAGGGGCGAUGAUAUCAAGAUCGAAGAAGUGUUGCAAAAAGAGCAGCUGCAGCUCGCCGUUCUUUCCUCAUUUCAAUGGGAUGAGGAGUGGCUACUAUCGAAGAUCGACUGUCGGCGCACCAAGAUGGUGCUGGUUGCGUAUGCAGCAAACGACGCAGAGAAAGCAGUGAUUAGGUCAAACGCCCCUGCUGGGCUCAUCAGAUUCUGCUUCCCGCCCAUGCACGGCGGGUAUAUGCAUUCUAAGUUGCAGAUCCUAAAGUAUGAAGGCUAUCUCCGACUUGUGGUUCCUUCCGGCAAUCUGGUUCCCUACGAUUGGGGAGAAACGGGUGUUCUAGAAAACAUGGUGUUUCUCAUCGACCUGCCUCGCUUCGAGACGCAGCAGACUACAGCCAGUACGGAGACACUGUUUGGAAAGGAACUACGGCGCUUCCUAACAGCUCUUGGUAUUGGUGAGAAACUGGUCAAGAGCCUUGACAAUUACGACUUUUCCGAAACGAGUCGCUACGGAUUUGUCCAUACAAUUUCCGGGAGCCAUGCGAAUGACUCUUGGCAGCACACAGGCUACUGUGGACUCGGAAACACUGUUCGUAGUCUGGGGUUAGCAACCGACUAUCCCGUCGACGUCGACUACGUGGCUUCUUCGCUGGGAUCUUUGAACCAUGGUUAUUUGACAGCUAUUUACAAUGCUUGUCAAGGUGAUUCGGGCAUGAAGGAAUACGAAGCAAGACAGUCCAAAUCGACCAGAAGCAAGGCCGGAAGGUCAGGUCCUUCCGGUUCUAGAACAAUUACCACCGAAGCGGUCGAUUUGCAGCAUCAUUUCCGUAUUUAUUUUCCGACCGAAAAGACCGUUUCGAGCAGCCGAGGCGGUAGAUCUGCUGCCGGCACUAUUUGCAUGCAAGAGAAGUGGUGGAAGUCUUCCACCUUUCCGCGAGAAUUACUGCGAGAUUGCGAAAGUACCCGAACAGGUCUGCUGUUGCAUAGCAAGGCCAUUUUUGUGCGAGAACGAGCGUGCAACGGUGCGGUCUGGGCAUACAUGGGGAGCGCAAACUUGUCAGAGAGUGCAUGGCGGCACCAACGUCGCAGUAGUAAGAAGGCCGGGGAGGGAGGGGCCAGAGGAACCAUAUGCCGUCUAAGCAGGACGGGCCGGUUAGUGAAGGACCGGGAGUCGGGAACGGCCAAGCUCUCCUGUCGCAACUGGGAGUGCGGCGUGUUGGUCGUAGUGGGCAGGACGGCGGGCUGCGCGGAUUCUGGGACGCGGCGGGGAGCCGACCAAGGUGCCCAGACGCUGAAGCGGGCGCGGGCGCAGACUCACAUGGGUCGCGGCGGAAAUGAGGGCGAUGAGGAAAACCCGCAGCACCAGCACUGGCGGCAGCGACACCAAGGCGAGUCACCAGGCUUCGAUGAAGUGUUUGGAACGACGAUGCCCAUUCCGAUGAAGGUGCCGGCGGGGCUCUACAUGUCAGAUGAAUCGGCAGCCAGCCGGCCUUGGUUUUUCAUGAAGGCCGAUUGA